AAUAUACCAACCUCUCGAACGUGAAGAGCUAGUUACACAAAUUUAACUCAAGAGUUCCACUGUGAAAUAAAAAUAUAUAUACAACUUGUGUCGUCGAGGAUAUCAAACAUCUCCCACAGAUGAAUGCACUUUUAUAAGAUAUUAAGAAAACUUUUAACGAACGACCCGUAGCGCAUCAAGCUUCCAAUACAACAUGGCGGAAGCGAAUCCAACCGAAGACUUGCGACUGACAGAAGAGCCACGAGUUAUUAACAAUGUUUACAACAUUGGUACUAUACAUAAUCAAUACCACCAUCAUCAUGGAGAUUUAAUACAUAAUCACAUAAAUCAACCUGGCUGCGGAACAGCUACUCAACUGGAAAGCCAAACUUUUGGGAAAGGCACAGAAGCGCCAGACAAGUCUCAACUCAACAAAAUGGCUGAUGAAGGACACGAAGCUCUUUUGCAUGAAAAUGAAGAAGCGUCCAAAUUCAUCAACUUAUACCGGAAAGAAGUGGUUGCACUGCCAGAAGGAAUUAAAGACGACUGGGCCAACGUUUAUACCAGUAGUACGUAAAACAUGGGAGACACUCUAUAAUAAGAUAAUGGUAGACGUUCGCGAUAAAAACAUGGAAGGUGGAGAC
Styela clava is the source of this 623-nucleotide messenger RNA. RefSeq lists its product as uncharacterized. The record is from RefSeq and is a predicted model, not a curated record. Gene Ontology annotation, molecular function: protein binding. NCBI's taxonomy places the organism in Eukaryota, Metazoa, Chordata, Ascidiacea, Stolidobranchia, Styelidae.